Messenger RNA from Cuscuta epithymum, 949 nucleotides. Lineage: Eukaryota; Viridiplantae; Streptophyta; Magnoliopsida; Solanales; Convolvulaceae. The record is from the annotation of a GenBank genome assembly.
UCCGGCCGGGUUUUGAAAUUAAAGCGCACCGGGAAAUUAGGGCUUUUGUAUGUCAUUUCCAAUUUCAGUUCCAGAGCAAUGGAGGAAACUAUAGACCGAAGGACGUCGGGGACAGUUGAUUUAUCCGGCAAUCUUUGCUCUGCGGUGGAUUUGACCAGCAGGGUGCAUCAGCUGCCUUGCUGUAUCAAGUACAAUGGUUCUUCUGAAGUUUCUAACUACUUCAGACCCAAACCUACUGAGGUCGUAUUUGAUGGGCUAAGCGUAGAGGAAGCUCAUUUUCGAGGAAGGAAGCUCCAGGGCACCACAAUUCCGAUUCCGCAAGGCUAUUCUGGAUAUGUCUUGGGAAAGAAAAAACCUGAUGGAAAAGGAAGCAUGUCUGAGAAAAGCUCAAACUGUUGGGAGGUGAAGGCAAAAUUCCAAAACCUAACAUAUUGGAAUCAUGAUACCCUUCCCUCACACAAUGAUGCUUUACCGCGUACAUUUCACAUGUUUGAUAUUGCAAAAGCAGUAAGUUCUCAUCUAUUAUCACUUCAUCGACCAUUGAGCACUGAGGAACUGGACGCUGUAUCAAUUGACAAGCUGAUUGACGAAUGAUGAAGUGCUUUUCUUAUGUUUUGUAUCCAUCGCCCAUUUUAAGUCAAUCAAAAAGUUUUUGCUAAUUUUGUUAUUUUGGGUGCCGCAACUUUGAAUGCUUGGGGAUUAUUGUAUGUUAUUAACUGUAGAAAAUACACAUGAGUAUUACUUAUUUCUGUGGUUUGAGAAUUGAAACUUGCUUCGCUGGGGCCUGGGGUUGUGGGAGUUUUUGAACAUGGAAAACAUUGUGAUGGGCUGAUGGCUGUAUUUUAACUAUCAAAACCCCUUCCCAAAGGGCAAAGGCUAUAUUCUAGUUUCACCCAGAUUGGGUAUUUCUUGAAGAAAAAGCAUUAAAUGACGAAUUAACCAAAAAUCG